Messenger RNA from Tribolium madens (black flour beetle), 524 nucleotides. Its product is annotated as cuticle protein 63-like. NCBI's taxonomy places the organism in Eukaryota, Metazoa, Arthropoda, Insecta, Coleoptera, Tenebrionidae. The record is from RefSeq and is a predicted model, not a curated record. The coding region runs from base 67 to 444 and encodes 125 amino acids. The transcript has a single exon.
CACCAUCACCACCAUAUUAGUCUCCACCAACGCAUCAGAAACAUUCAACAACUGAACAUCUUAAAAAUGUUCAAAAUAGUCGUUUUCUUCGUGUCCAUUGCCUCCGCUCUCGCGAAACCCGGACUUCUUCACGGAGUGGCCGCUCCAACGGCCUUUAGUCAACAGACAAGACAUGACAUCAUCCAUCCCGGAGUCAUCACCUACACCACCGCCCACGCCGCUCCGGUAGUCGCCGCAGCGCCUGUUGCAGUGGCCGCUCCUGCGGUCCAGGUUUCCAGCGCUGCUACUUCUCACCUCGAUGUUCGCCGUCCUCUUGUGGCGGCCGCUCCGGUGGCUGUUGGAGUAGUUGGACAUGCCGGAGGAUUGGGAUUAGGGGGUGUCGGACUGGGAUUAGGAGUGGGAUUUGGAGGACAAGGGCAUGGAGUGCACGGAUAUGGGAAAUAAGACAUUUCAAAAUUGAUUUUCUUUCUUUUGUGAAAUACUGAUAUUUUCUACUCAACGAAUAAAUUUUUUCGAUAUUUUAA